GACAGGGUCCUGAAAAAGGGAUGUUUCUUUUUUUGCUGAGUUUAUAUUUUUAUAUUGAUCCGAGGGCCUUCAGAAGGAGGGCCGCGGGCCACCAGCUGCCCAUUCCUGUUAUAUACCAAUGUCUUUGACAUGUGCUGAAUGCAGCCAGAAGCCAUCUUAACUGUGACUGGAUGUGUCCCAAAUGGCACCCUAUUCCCUACAAUAGUGCACUACUUUUGACCAGAGCCCUAUUGGCCAUGGUCAAAAGGAGUGCACUAUAUAGGGAAUAGGGUCCCAUUUUGGGACACAAGGUGAGUCAUCAGCGCUAAUGGGGGACAGGAAACAUGCACAAUUUAAUCUGGAGUGGAGGGCUCUUCAUCUGUGUGUCUGUGUGUGUGUGUGUGUGUGUGUACUUACUGUGUGUGUGUGUGUAGUUACUGUGUGUGUGUGUGUGUAGUUACUGUGUGUGUGUGUGUUUAAUCUGUGAUGGCUGCUGACUGCUAAAUGCCCACUCAUAGGGCCUUUGUUCUCUAAUAGGGCAAACUCAACCCUGCCCUGAUGUUAUGGGGAGAUUGAUAUAAUGUAACUAUAGUAACUACACUGGAAGGCUAUGGAUGGAUGGAAAGUUAGUUUCCAGAAAUGUUAUGGAAAUCCAAACAGCAGUAUAAGAAGUGUAUUUGGAAUGGAAGGGACCAUAUUGAAUUCCGGUGAUAGGCUUAGGGCUAUCUAUCUACAUAUUUGGUGUAUAGUACACUGAAUAGAAUUAUGAUUAGCCAGUGAUUAGCAGUCACACUUCAGUAUCUGCAAACAAAACAAACAAAACAAUUUGCAUCUGAAGGCCCUCUCUCUGGGUUGGGGUGGAAUGGGAUCAGGUGGUGACAGAGAGAAUGAAUUACUAUAAAUUAACUUUGACAAUAUGGCUCAUCUCUUUUAUUGAUUAGUACAAAUACACUGCUACCCUUUGAGUUAGAGUUUGCUAUUGACUGGCUGCACAUAAUCCUUCCAUUUACUAAAAACCAACUGAAAUACAACUGACAAUCUUUCUAGGUAACACUGCAUUAAGUUGCUCUUAUACCUGGAGUUGAGGGUGAUUUUUGUAAUUACACGAGGAAUAAGCUAUUCCUUAGUGUUCAGAGGUCCAGGUCAGGUGGCCUUCAGAGGCAGGAAGUGAUGUAUUAACACUGUGUUUGUUUGUUAGUUUGUUUGGCAAAGGUGCAGCUCCAAGCUCCAAGGCAGACGGACACACCGCUUUUACAGGAAGGUAGACACACCUACCCCUGGCCAGUUUGAUCCCCUUGUGUGUGCAAAUGAGUGGCCUGGCUGAGGAGCGCAGCGUUGAGACACACCACAGAGCCCACACAGUAGGAUGUCGUGGGUCAGAGGCUUCUUCGUAGCCAGAGUGGACGAGCGAAAGACCGCAUGGGGGGAGCGCAAUGGCAGCAAGUCCAAAAAGCGAAAGGACGGUGGCUCAGGGUCGUCUCUCUGCAAGCCCCGCUACAUGAGCUGCCUGCGGGACGCUGAGGACCUGGAUCCACCCCCUCCCACUCCCCAGCACUACCACUGUGGUGGAGGGGGUGCCGGGCCCAGCGGAGGGGGUAACUUUGGCAUGCGCUGCGUCUGGCAGGAGGACCACUAUGGGAAACGGACCGGGGCGACAGGAGACCUGGGGUUAAAGGCUGUGGAUCUGGGUUUCGACGAUGGAGAUCUGAGAGGGAGGAACGGACCAGGGGGGGAGGAAUUGGGGGAAGGAACAGGGGAUGACGGAGGAACAUGCAAAGCCUUGACAGCCGCCGAGUGCUGGAUGCGUGUGGUACGGGUGUUCCAGUCCAAGAAGUUCACCUCGGCAAAACUGGAACGUCUGUACCAGCGCUACUUCUUCAGACUAAACCAGAGCUCUCUGACUAUGCUGAUGGGUGUCCUUGUCAUAGUAUGUGGCGUCAUGCUUGCCUUCCACUGUGUCCACGCUCUGCCCAACGUGGCCUACGCCUCGGUGCUCUCCGUGGCCAUGGCCCUCUUUCUGUCCAUGAUGGUGGUGUGCAACAGGAACGGCUUCCACCAGGACUACAUGUGGAUCGUCAGCUACCUGGUGAUCGGGGUGCUACUAGUGGUCCAGGUGUUCGGGGUGUUGAUGGUGGCCCCCCGGAGCGCCUCUGAGGGGAUCUGGUGGGCUGUCUUCUUUGUGUACAUUAUCUAUACACUGCUGCCAGUGAGGAUGAGAGCUGCAGUGCUGAGUGGAGGGGUACUGUCUACCAUACACCUCAUCACCGCAUGGCAACUCAACCAGGACGAUGUCUUCCUAUGGAAACAGCUGAGUGCCAACGCUUUGGUCUUCCUGUGUACCAACAUGAUAGGUAUCUGUACCCACUACCCUGCCGAGAUGUCUCAGAGACAGGCCUUUCAGGAGACCAGGGGGUACAUCCAGGCCCGGCUCUACCUGCAGAGAGAGAACCAGCAACAGGAACGCUUGCUGCUGUCGGUGCUUCCGAGGCACGUUGCCAUGGAGAUGAAGGCAGAAAUCAACGCCAAGAAGGAAGAUAUGAUGUUCCACAAGAUCUACAUCCAGAAACAUGACAACGUCAGUAUACUGUUUGCUGACAUCGAAGGAUUCACCAGCCUGGCAUCACAAUGCACAGCACAAGAAUUGGUGAUGACACUGAAUGAACUUUUCGCUCGCUUCGACAAACUAGCUUCGGAGAACCACUGUCUGAGGAUAAAGAUCCUUGGGGACUGCUACUACUGUGUGUCGGGGCUGCCUGAGCCCAGGGCCGACCACGCUCACUGCUGUGUGGAGAUGGGAGUGGACAUGAUAGAGGCCAUCUCGCUGGUGAGAGAGGUCACAGGGGUCAACGUGAACAUGCGUGUGGGUAUCCAUAGCGGUAGGGUCCACUGUGGGGUGCUGGGACUCAGGAAGUGGCAGUUUGACGUCUGGUCCAACGAUGUCACGCUAGCCAAUCACAUGGAGGCAGGGGGCGCGGCAGGGCGUAUCCACAUCACCAAGGCCACCCUACAGUACCUUCAUGGGGACUAUGAGGUGGAGCCGGGGUUCGGAGGGGACAGGAACACCUAUCUCAAGGAGAACAACAUCGAGACAUUCCUGGUGCUGGGAUGCAGCCAGAAAAGGAAAGAGGAGAAGGCAGCGAUGGCCAAGAGUGCCAUGAUGCAGCGGGUACGUGCCAACUCCACUGAGGGCCUGAUGCCACGCUGGGGCCCUGACACAAGGUUCUCCAGGACCAAGGACUCCAAGGUUUUCAGACACAUGGGAAUUGAUGAAACUUCCAGACAAGACAACCGUUGUUCCCAGGAGGCCCUAAACCCUGAGGAUGAGGUGGAUGAGUUUCUGGGCCGAGCCAUCGACGCCCGCAGCAUAGACCAACUCCGUAAAGACCACGUCAAGAAGUUUCUUCUCACCUUCCAGACUAAAGACCUGGAGAAGAAGUUCUCCAAGAAGGUGGAUGAUCGUUUCGGAGGCUACGUGGCCUGUGCUCUGUUAGUCUUCUGCUUCAUCUGUUUAAUUCAGAUGAUCAUAUUCCCACACACACCUCUCAUGCUGGGUUUCUACAUCACCAUCUUCAUCAUCCUCGUCAGCAUCCUCUUCAUCUGUGCCAUUUACUCCUGCAUCAAGCUCUUCCCAGUUGCCUUGCAGACAGUGACUAAGAAGAUAGUCCAGUCUCGUACCAACAGUACCCUGGUGGGGGUCCUCACCAUCCUACUCCUCUUCAUGUCUGCCUUCGUUAACAUGUUGACCUGUGACAGAGAGGGACUGGUGGACUGUGUGGGGCGUGAGAGGAACCUGUCCUCCAGCCUGGUGACUCUGUGUCUACUACACAACCUGACCCAGUCAGCACAGGACGGACUGACCCUGUGCCCCAGCCAGCCCACACCAUGCCACUUCCCUGAGUAUUUCUGCUACAGUGUUCUCCUGACCCUGCUGGCCUGCAGUGUGUUCCUCCACAUCAGCAGUAUAGGGAAGCUGGCCCUCAUGGUGCUGAUCCUGGUCACCUUCCUGCUGCUGGUGGAGUGGCCCCAGGUGGCCCUGUUUGACAACGCAGACCUGCUGCUCACCGCCAACACCCUGUUCAAUGAAACAGCUACAAAGACAUGCCAGGAGAGUGUGACCAAGGUGUCCCUAAAGGUCAUGACCCCUGUCAUCCUUACGGUGUUCGUCCUGGCUCUGUACCUGCAUGCUCAGCAGGUGGAGUCCAUCGCACGCCUCGACUUCCUGUGGAAGCUGCAGGCCACAGAGGAGAAAGAGGAGAUGGAGGAGCUUCGGGGCUACAACCGCCGCCUCCUCCACAACAUCCUGCCUAAAGACGUGGCCGCCCACUUCCUGACGCGGGAGCGGCGCAACGACGAGCUCUACUACCAGUCCUGUGAGUGUGUGGCCGUCAUGUUCGCCUCCAUCUCCAACUUCUCUGAGUUCUAUGUGGAGCUGGAGGCCAACAACGAGGGAGUGGAGUGUCUUCGGCUGCUCAACGAGAUCAUCGCUGACUUUGACGAGAUCAUCAGUGAGGACAAGUUCCGCCAGCUGGAAAAGAUAAAGACCAUCGGUAGCACUUACAUGGCAGCCUCUGGCCUCAACGACUCUACCUACGACCGUGAGGGACGAUCGCACAUCCUGGCUCUGGCAGACUACGCUAUGAGACUCAAAGAACAGAUGAAGUACAUCAACGAACACUCCUUCAAUAACUUCCAGAUGAAGAUAGGUCUCAACAUGGGUCCGGUGGUGGCUGGGGUGAUCGGGGCCAGGAAACCCCAGUAUGAUAUCUGGGGGAACACUGUCAACGUGGCCAGUCGUAUGGACAGCACCGGAGUGCCAGACUGCAUACAGGUGACCACAGACCUGUACCACGUCCUGGUAGACAAAGGCUACCAUCUGGACCACAGAGGCCUGGUCAAGGUGAAGGGGAAGGGAGAGAUGACCACAUACUUCCUGACCAGCGGUCCCAAUGGUCCCUAGGGCAGUUAACCACCGACGGUCAUGGGAUUACCGCUGGCUGCUAAUACAUGAAGAAGAGAGAGAUGUGAGGGAGGGAAAGCGGGACAAUGGGGGGAAGAAGAGAGAGAGGGGGAGAGUGAGAUGAGACAGAGAGAGCAAGAGAGAGAGAGAAAGAAAAACAGCUAAUGAACACUGGAACAUAAAGAAGAAAACAGUUCAACUCCGUGAUGGAAAGGUGUUUGUGUGUGACCAUGUAUUCUUCUGCACACAACUUUAGGGUUGAGUCUCAAAUGCCACCCUAUUGCCUAUAUAGGGGCCCAGGCCCUGGUCAAAAUUAGUGCACUAUAUAGGGAAUAGGGUGCCGUAUGGAACGCACCCACGGAAGUUUGUUCUUACUUCAAGGCUUUUUCGACAAAGCUACCGGUACUUGAAAGAUAUAAUGAAAUAAUUAUAAUGAAGACCUGUUGCCUUAGAAGGAAAUUACAGAACAAAAGGCUAUAUUUGUUUUGUUGUGAGCUACACUACAAGUAGUUCACA
Messenger RNA from Coregonus clupeaformis (lake whitefish), 5452 nucleotides. Its product is annotated as adenylate cyclase type 6. The transcript is spliced from 22 exons. Gene Ontology annotation, molecular function: adenylate cyclase activity. Gene Ontology annotation, cellular component: plasma membrane. The record is from RefSeq and is a predicted model, not a curated record. Bases 1346 to 4936 code for a protein of 1196 amino acids. Lineage: Eukaryota; Metazoa; Chordata; Actinopteri; Salmoniformes; Salmonidae. Gene Ontology annotation, biological process: adenylate cyclase-activating G protein-coupled receptor signaling pathway; intracellular signal transduction; adenylate cyclase-inhibiting G protein-coupled receptor signaling pathway.